Carassius auratus (goldfish) is the source of this 1224-nucleotide messenger RNA. Its product is annotated as transmembrane emp24 domain-containing protein 7-like. The record is from RefSeq and is a predicted model, not a curated record. NCBI's taxonomy places the organism in Eukaryota, Metazoa, Chordata, Actinopteri, Cypriniformes, Cyprinidae. The transcript is spliced from 4 exons. Bases 126 to 755 code for a protein of 209 amino acids.
UACGCACGCACGUGCAAUGUCACCCGUCAAUCAACUUCCUACUUCCGGUUCGGUUUCGAGUGUUGAAGUGUCUCUCUCUCUCCUCAGCUGUGUCCAGUGGUCGUUCAGUGGAGCUGCAGGAGAAGAUGUUGUUCUGGUUUCUGCUGCUGUGUGUGCAGCUGAUGUUGGGAUGGAUCCGUGCGUCAGAACUCACCUUCGAGCUGCCAGACAACGCCAAGCAGUGCUUCUAUGAGGACAUCAGCAUCGGCACCAAGUGCACACUAGAGUUCCAGGUGGUCACUGGGGGUCACUAUGAUGUGGACUGUCGUCUGGAGGAUCCGGACGGGACGGUCCUCUAUAAAGAGAUGAAGAAGCAGUACGACAGCUUCACCUUCACCGCCUCCAGAAACGGCACGUUCAAGUUCUGCUUCAGCAACGAGUUCUCCACCUUCACACACAAGACCGUGUACUUCGACUUUCAAGUCGGCGACGACCCUCCGCUUUUCCCCAACGAGAACGGAGUGACCGCUUUAACACAGAUGGAGUCCGCCUGCGUGUCCAUCCACGAGGCGCUGAAGUCUGUGAUCGACUAUCAGACACACUUCCGUCUGCGAGAGACUCAGGGCCGCAGUCGAGCCGAGGAUCUGAACACCAGAGUGGCCUUCUGGUCCAUCGGAGAGGCCUUCAUCCUGCUGGUGGUCAGCAUCAGUCAGGUGCUUCUCCUCAGGAGCUUCUUCUCAGACAAGAAAACCACUACAACACGCGUGGGCUCCUAACUCCUCACAUACAAGGGUUUUUACACAAAGAAUGAGUUAUUUAAGCUUAAACACCUUGAGCUCGUUGUCCGUGGUCUCGUGUGAUCCUCAGCUCACAUCCAGCAGAAUAUUACAGCGCUGAAAUACAGUGUUCACGUGACGUCAAUGUGAACAUUAAAGGAUGUACAGACACUGCUUGACACACCAGUGUGGUUUAUACACGUCUGAUUGUAUUAUCAUCAUCAUCACUCGAGAUUCGUUCGUCCUUCAGUCUUCACAGAGCCACUGUGUGUUUGAAUGAGAGAGAGAUGUAUUUGCUUUAUGUUGUAAAAACAAGCUUCCUUGCUAAUGUUUCCUACUCAGCAAUUUCUUUUCAUGACUUUCGUGUGUUUUUUUUAUUUUUAUUAGCUGUUUCUUUUUAAUAGCGGUGUAUUGAUUUCUUUACUUGAAUUGGUUAAUAAAUGUCUGGAGGAACGUCUCAAAGACUCUU